Durio zibethinus is the source of this 1458-nucleotide messenger RNA. Lineage: Eukaryota; Viridiplantae; Streptophyta; Magnoliopsida; Malvales; Malvaceae. The record is from RefSeq and is a predicted model, not a curated record.
UUUUGCGAAGAUUGAGACAUCUCAGUAUUCUUUUUCUUUUUCUUUUUUCUUGGGUUUUACACUUGUUUCUUGUACUGCUGAAGGAUAUCUUCAAGUAAUAUGUUAAUAGUAAGUUUUCACUCUAAGGAUAAAGGUUUUCUUGAGUGGAAAGUUUAAAGUAUUUUUGGUUUGUUUUUUUGAUGUAACUUAGAGGGGGGGGGGGAUUGAAAAUGAAAUCUUUGAGUAGUGUAGGACUUGGUUUGAGCAUAGUUUUUGGUUGUCUCUUGUUAGCUUUGGUUGCUGAGUUAUAUUACUUGUUAUGGUGGAAGAAGAGACUAACCAGCAGAGAUAUUGAAAAUGAUUACAGUAAUCCAGCUAGGGAGUUGUUUUACAUGUUUUGUUGGAAAAGGUCAUCUCCCAUGACUCACUCGGCUUUGAAUCCUCAAGAAAUAAGAAUGACAGAAGAACAACAAUCUCAUCGGCUUCAUCUGCACUCAAGCAAAGAUUUAUUGUUCAAGCCUUUUGAUGAUCAUGGCAUGGAAAAUGAGCUAAUGGUUCUGCAUGGUCUGUCUGGGCCACCAAGAUUUCUCUUCACAAUUAUUGAAGAAACAAAGGAGGAUUUGGAAUCUGAGGAAGCUAAGUCUAAGAGUGAUAACAAGAGUAGAGUUGGGUCAAGAGGAAGGAGCUUGAGUGAUCUGCUUCUCACUGUUGAAACCCCAUAUUUAACCCCACUAGCUUCUCCACCAUUUUUCACUCCUCCUCUUACUCCAAUGGAUGCGUGUUACAAUCAACAAGGAUUCAACCCUUUGUUUGAAUCUGCAACUGAUGCUGAGUUUAAUAGGAUGAGGUCAUCACCUCCUCCAAAGUUCAAGUUCUUGCAAGAAGCAGAGGAAAAACUUCAUAGGAAAAAACUAAUGGAAGCAGUCGAAAAGAACAAUGGAUUUGGUCAAGAAAAUGGUGACAUGACUCCUUCAAAGUAUCUCGAAGAUGAGGAAGAUGGAUCUUUUAUCACAAUCAUUGUUUGAUAGGAACAAAGAAAGAGGGCUUAAUCAGUCUAAUCACAAUCAUCAACAGCAAUUUCAUUCAAGUGCUACCACUUCCCAGGUACUUCCUCUCAGUUCUUCACCUUCAACAUUCAAGUCACCAGCCAGGACUACUCCCAUCUAACACUAUUUCUUAGAUUUUCACGACCAACCAAAACUAAAAUUGAAAAUUUUUUUUCUUUAAGAAAAAAAAUUAGUAGCUUUUUCAUUGUGCUUUUAGGUUUUGAUUUAUUAUUUCAUUUUUGCUUAAUUUGCUAUGUAAUCUUUUAAUGGAGAGAGACAGCAUUCUCUUCUCCAACAUCAUGAUGUGAGGGUGGUCUAAUGCCGAGUGGGAGGGGACUAUUGGGGUUACUUGUUUUAUUCCAAUCUCUAUUCCUCCACGUCUGUUUGAUAACUGUAAUCAUUCUAUGAGUGAAUUGAUUUACUAAUGUUCUUU